AUGAAGCGAGUUUUCGGGGGAAGAGACGACAACGAGGGCUCCUCUGUGGAAACACACUCGGAGUCGCACGAUGACGGCCCACCGCCGAACGAGCACACACGGCUGCUUCCGAACCGGGUCGACAGUGGCAACAGGCCAGGCUACCUGAGCCCGGACGAUCCAGCUGUAUCUCCAUACAACUUGUUUACUGUGCGGUUUACCAGAUACCUUACUGUAUUCUUCGCCAUCAUCACCUUCCUGUGGUGGGUGCUCCAGCUGGUGUCCAUCUUCAUCACACCCCCCGGUCUGUCCACGAGGGGGUCAGGGUUCUUCGGCUUCAGCUACUCCAGCAUUGCCCUGUCCACGUUGAUUGUGACCCUCCUCUUCUUUGCCGCCCCGUCAAAGGCGGCCCGGAUCCUCUCGGCAGUCGCCUCCGUACUGUUGCUCGCCAAUGUGAUCAUCAACGUGGCCGUCCAGAAGACCAGGCACGAGGAGGCAUGGACGGGCAUCGCGAGUGUCGUCUGGGCGUUUCUGAUGGCGGUCUGGUCGCUAUCCGCCGACCGGAUCGUCCAGUGGGGGAAGAGAGAGGAAGAGGAAAGGUUAACAGGCCGUGAGGAGCCCAGGCGGACUUUGCUCGAGUGGACCCAAGUGCUUCUCUCGACAAUCGGGUUUGCUGUGCUUGCCGUGGUCGCAUUGCUCCUGACCUUUACCCUCAUCCUGAGGGCCGUGGACGCUAAGGUAGCGGCUCCAGGAGAUCUGUACUGGGUCGAUGGCGACAAGUACCAGAUUCAUCUGUACUGCCGUGGCAACGAAACGGACUCUAAGGGGAAUAAGCUGCCGACCGUGCUUUUCGAGGGCGGAGAAGACCCAGUGGAGGACGGAUUAUGGCAAUUUGCAGACAAUGCUCUGAACAAUGGGUCCUUUAGCAGAUACUGUUUCGCAGAUCGUCCUGGAUACGCAUGGAGCGACACAGCACCGUCGCCAUUCUCUGCCAGCCAGGCGACAGAAGCCCUGAGCGAAGCACUCGCCCGUGCCGGUGAGACGGGACCCUGGGUCCUCGCCAGUGCUGGUAUUGGAUCCAUCUACUCGCGUGUGUUUUCCUCGCGACAUGGCAAGGAGAUCAAGGGGCUCGUCCUGAUCGACCCGCUGCACGAGGAUCUCCUCCACCGCGUUGGUACUCCCGGGAGGGGCUUCACGCUCUGGCUGAGAGGCGUCAUAUCCCCUCUUGGCCUCGACCGCAUCCCGGGCGCCCUCUUCAAUGGGCGCACGAGCGAGGACCGAGUCUUUGGGAGAGCCUCAUACCAGACUGGGAAGCAGAUAUUUGCUAAACUGCAGGAGAGCCUGGUGGCCGACUCACUGACGAAACGCGACGUCACAUCAAGCCGGGCCAUCCAAGCACCCGAUGUUCCUCUCGUCGUUAUUAGCUCGGCCAUCAAACUCCGGACCGACAGCCAGUGGGAGGGCAAGCAGCGAGAUCUCACCCAUCUGACCGAAAACUUGCACGAUUGGGAUGUUGUGAACAAGGCUCCGCACCAGGUAUGGAAAACGCUGGACGGGCGGGAUGUUAUCGAGAAGAGGAUCAGGCAGUUGGUUCAAGGGAAGUAA
This is a messenger RNA of Diaporthe citri, 1584 nucleotides long. RefSeq lists its product as uncharacterized. NCBI's taxonomy places the organism in Eukaryota, Fungi, Ascomycota, Sordariomycetes, Diaporthales, Diaporthaceae. Bases 1 to 1584 code for a protein of 527 amino acids. The transcript is spliced from 2 exons. The record is from RefSeq and is a predicted model, not a curated record.